AUUUAUAGAAAGUGUUCUUCUUUCGAUUUAAAACGGAUUGUUUUAAAAGCAUAAUAUUAAGAAUGGCCCAAAGGAACCGCUCAACUGAAUCAAGAAGAAAUGAUGACUGGUCAGUGCAUACUAGUAAAGAACGUUAUGUUGCAGGAAUGGUGUUAAGCGGAGCUGGAGAUGCACUCGGAUUUAAGAACGGUGACUGGGAAAACUGCACUUCGGGGGCACAAAUACAUAAAGAAUUAAAUAGUUUAGGUGGACUAGAAAACAUCUGUGUUAAAAAUUGGAUUGUAAGUGAUGACACUGUGAUGCAUCUAGCUACAGCUGAAGCUCUCAUACAAAAUAAAUCCUGUCAGGACAAAGAAAAUCUGUAUUCAUUAUUAGCACAAGCUUAUAAAGACUCUAUGUCUGAUAUGAAAGGCAGAGCGGCUGGCUUGACGUGCAUGGAAAUGUGCAAAAGACUAGACCCGUACAAACAAAAUGGCUAUCGUAUUCCUUACAGCACAUCAGGUGGAGGCUGUGGAGCUGCUAUGAGAUCAAUGUGCAUUGGAUUGAGAUGCCCAAGACCAAAAGACAUACAUGAUUUAGUAGAAAUUAGCAUAGAAUCUGGAAGGAUGACGCAUCAUCAUCCAACUGGGUACCUUGGAUCUUUAGCAUCUGCUCUGUUUGCAUCUUAUGCUGUGCAGAAUAGAGAAAUCUGUUCAUGGGGAGUUGGUUUACUUGAAACCACCAGGCUAGCUAAAAGCUAUGUGCGAAAUAAGGGUUUAUUUGUUGAUGAAAAUAUGAAAGACUGGGACUACUUUGUGAGCAAGUGGGAACAGUUUCUAAAUUUAAGAAAACUAAAUGAUGGAAGAUGGCCACCACAUUUUUCAGUGGACUUUGAUGACGUGCGGAAACGAGAUCAGUUUUAUAGAAUGAUAAGUUUCGAAAACACCGGAGGUGCAAGUGGCCAUGAUGCACCGAUGAUUGCAUAUGAUGCUUUACUUGCCUGUAAUGGAAAAUGGGAAGAGUUAUGCAAAAGAGCGAUGUUUCAUGGCGGUGAUAGCGACAGCACAGGCACUAUCGCUGGAUUCUUGUUUGGUGUAUUGUAUUGUUUUCAAGGGGUGCCAAAAUGUAACUACAAACAAUUAGAGUAUCGUGAAAGAUUGGAAAAUGCCGGGAAGAAGCUGUACGGCAUAGUGUUCUCCCAUUAAUACGUUUGGUAAAACAACAUUUUGUUUUCGCGAUGACAAUUUAAAACAAAUUUACACAAAUCAGAAAAUGUAGAAACUCUAUAGGUCGCUCAACACGACAAAAAAAAACGAAAAUGUUGCCGGCUCGCUAUCGUCCAGACUAAUAUUUAUAAUAACUAUAAUUUGAUAUUGUAUAACCGUGACAUUCUGUUGACAAAAUAUGUUCUUGCCGCUUUGCAGUAGUGAUGUUGUUUAAGUGGAGUAUAUAUUAUAAAUGCGUACAUAAUUUAGCACAAAUAUCAGUUUGUUCAUUUUGAAGGUUAAAUUCGUUGGUGCUUUAAUAAGAAAUAACAUAUUUCCGGCACGGGACAUGGAAUUUUACUGGUCUUAAAGAGAACUGUGUAACAGAGAUGCUUCCAAGGCCGAGCGGUUAAGGUCGCUGACUUCAAUCAUUUGUCCCUUAUCGAUUUGGGUUCGAGCCUCACUCGGGGUGUUGAAUUGUUCAUGUGAGGAAGGCAUCCAGCCAGCUUAUGGAAGGUCGGUGGUUCUACUCGCUCGUGACGAAAUAAUGCACGGAGGGGCAUAUAGGAUCUUCCUCCACCACAAAAGCUGAAAAGUCGCCAUUUGACGUUAAACCCAACAAAAUAUAAGAACGUUUUCCAAUGGCUAAAAAGUGGUAUUGUACACCUGGACCUCGAAUUCAUAUAAUAUCUUUUAUAUUUGUGUUCAUGCAAGAGAGUUACAAUUUUGCAGCUGUACACAAAUAUUACAAAAAAUGAAAUGUAAGUCAGCAGAUCCAACCAAAUUUUUAUAAUUAAACAACAAAGGCAUGAAUUUUCAAUAUCACUGAGUUAUUUUCAAACAGUUCAUAUAAGAACCAUCAUCGAAAUCUACUUAUACUCCUGAAUGAUAAUUUCAACAAAGAUAUAUUUUGUACUUAGUUUUUUAUAUUAUACGGUAUUGCAAUUCAUAUUGAAUACAGUCGCUAAUUGAAACGUAGUUAAAUUGCUUGUUAUAAAUUGAGUAGUUAGAAUAUAUAGUUAAGAAGGCGGUAAUACAUGUAUGAGGUGUUUAAUUUUUUCAGUGACGUAAAUUCCCAAAUUACAGUGCAUUUAACUAUAUUACCACUCACUUUGUGUUGUAGAUACUUUUAUCACUUGAUAAAGAUUAAUUUAUCGUCUAGCUUGGUUAUGUCAUUGUUUUUAAAUAUAUAUCAAUGAAGUCAUAUUCAUUUUUUCACUUUUUUUCGGAAAAAUGCCUGCUGAAAAUCUACACUUUUUACACGUUAUAAAAGUGAUAAAGACCAGUUCUCUGUUACGUCCCUCGUUUCCCUAAUUUCUGAGCUUCUUAAAGUUACUAAAUUGCACUGAUUUUAAACUACAUGUAAUUAUCUGUGUAGCGCCAUGUUCUAUGGUUAGUUCAUGAAAAGGCUCAACCAAACCGACCCUGCAACAUUUUCAUUUUUGUUGUGUUGAGCGACCUGUGUAGUUUUCACUUGUUCUUUGUUGUUUUCACUUAUUGUAUUUUAUGUUGUAUUUUGGUGCCCCUGGUAUAUUUUUUAUCUCUGUAUUUUGUUCAAAAUGUAUUAUGUUGAACGAUGUAGAACUAUUCCUCUUAUGUUUCUAAAAGAAAAGAGAACCCAUUUUCGGCUGAUGUAUCUAUCUUAUGAAAUAUAUAUUAUAUUAGCUCUUUUGUUGUGUAUCUAAUUUUCACUAUUUUAUAUAUGAAUAAAACUGAAUUAGG
Messenger RNA from Mercenaria mercenaria, 2906 nucleotides. Its product is annotated as ADP-ribosylhydrolase ARH1-like. NCBI's taxonomy places the organism in Eukaryota, Metazoa, Mollusca, Bivalvia, Venerida, Veneridae. Gene Ontology annotation, molecular function: ADP-ribosylarginine-[protein] hydrolase activity; magnesium ion binding. Gene Ontology annotation, biological process: protein de-ADP-ribosylation. The transcript has a single exon. The record is from RefSeq and is a predicted model, not a curated record. The coding region runs from base 63 to 1184 and encodes 373 amino acids.